GAUUUACUUGAAAUUUAUUCGCGAUUGCUGUAGCUUGAUGGGUCUGGGCUCGUUUGUUUUUCGCUUAAACGUUUUAACUUUGGUGUGAAAUUUUUGAAAACUGUGGAAAAGGUACUUUAAGAGUAGUAUUCGAUAACAAUUAGUAUGUUGAUCAGUUGAUUAACAUAAGGAGUAGCAUUCAGAUAUCCGCAUAAAGUCGGUUUAACAAUGGAUCCAAAACAGAUAACUGCCUUGGCUAAGCUGCUGAAAGAAAGCGGGGAUAAGGUGCUGAACUACGAAUAUAAACUAUCUUUAUCAGCAUCCAUGUUGCGGGCGUUGAACGAUUCGUUUAGUUUGAUAGUGGACAAGAAUGAGAUACUUCCUCCUCAAAGUUUUCAAGUAGUGAAGCCGAACAAUGCCAAGUCAGACGUGUUUAGGGAUUUACAAUUUAUUUAUGACUUCGUACAGAAAACUAUAAUCUUGAGUCUAAAUCAGUACAUUAACGACGAUCCAUACGAAUAUGAAGUUGAUAUAAGCAAGUUUCGAAACUUGCGCAAACUAGAAAUUCAGAAACUUCCAAUCAGUCAAGUAACUGGUAUUCAGCAGGUGAGAUCACAGCUCAACGAAAUUAUCUGCAUACGAAGCAUAUCACACGUGAAAGAUUUUAUAGUUUCAUGUGGAGGAGACAAUAGUAAUGGUUUCACGUGGAACGAACUCAAGGUUGCCAAUUUUUCUUACAAUAUGUUGGACCACAUCGACAGCUCACUUGAAUUCACCCCUUGGCUGGAGCAUUUAAACUUGAGUCAUAAUCAGAUUGUAAGCGUUUCUGCAAUAAAAUGGCUUCCUAAUCUUCGAAUGCUUAAUUUGAGUUUUAACCGGCUAACGCAUAUUCCAACAUUUCACGUGGACACUGUUAAAAAACUUCAAAUGUUUUACAUUUCAAAUAACUUUAUCGAAGAUUUGGCUGGAAUUUCACGUUUGCUGAGUCUAACAGAACUCGAUGUUUCUGGUAAUUGUAUUGUGGACCACUCUGCACUUUUGCCAGUUAGUACAUUGUCUUUGUUGAGGUACCUCAACGUCAAGGAUAAUCCUUUGGCUUGCCACAGUAAACACAGACAAGCAACGGCUCGUUAUUUGAAUAAAAAUACCUCAAACGUAAAGUUUGUUUUGGACGAUGAGCUGUUGUCGAAAUUCGAAAAAACUCUUACUGGAAACUACGACAGCUAUAGUGCUAUUUUGGCACCAAAAAGUCCUGGCAGUGUUUCUUCAAGCGGAUUCAAUACUCCGAAAAGAAAGAGCGUUGUGAACACACCGACGGGAAGCGUUUCGUCCAAGAAAAGUUUUCAAUUUGACUCUAGAGAUGAUAUGAGCUCUUCGAUCACAAGCCAAAAGAGAAUAAAGGUUCGGCGCGCAAUAAUUUCCGAAGAUGAUGUAACGAAUGAAGAACCUAUAACUCCAAAAGCAGCAAAACCUGUUUUGAACCCAUCAGGAUCUAAUUUGGAAUCGAGUCGUGAUCAUCUAGAGACCAAAAAACAGCUCGAGAAUAUUCGCCAACAAUUUGGUAGUGAAUGGCUUCAGAGCCAAGCGGGAGAUAUGGUGAAAAAUGUGAUCGGUUUUGAUCCGCUAAAAGAUAAGGAAUUUGAAAGCGUCAUGCAUUAUGAAAGCGACAACCAGCGAAAUAAGAAAAAAUCUUCUCUCAGUUCUAUUGCUGCUCCAAUCGAAAUGGCCUCAAAUUCUAGAGCUAGCAACAAUGCUGAUGAAAUUGGCAAUAUGAUGAUGCUAACUUCGACGCCGGUCGAUCGAGAUCAAUCGACGCUGGUGGAGACAUUUGAAUCUCCCAUACGACCACCGCGUGAUCGGUGUGUUGAUUCAGAGGGGAAGGCAAACGAAUCCGAUUUUCGAAGCGUAAUGAAUGAGAGUGAUUCGCACUACCAAUCGAUAUUAAGUACGACUUUGGAAAAUACGAGAAGCUCGUUGGAUCUGACGAAUAUCUACUCUAAUAACGAUAAAAUUGAUUCAGAAUCGGAGGAAGAAGACAAUGAAAAAUGCUAUAUUGUUAAAAUCAAAGGUAAUCCAGUGGAACUCUGCUUGAUAAUAUCAGAUUUAAGCAUACGAGAAAAAGACAAUGGAAGAACCAAAACUCGUUGGGGCAUCAAAACGUUACAAGCAUGCGAGCGUCCAACGUCCAACACCAUAACGCUCUUAUUUGACACUAUCAAGAAGGAUAAAAAAGUGCGGACAUACGAAAUUGAAGAACAUAACUGCCAGGAACUGGAAAGCUACCUUCGAGACAUAUUGUCUAAACGACCACUCUCCGAGAUGAACCAAAAGCUGUACAAAUGUGUCGUCUGCAAUGCUAAAUUUUCUCGUGAAAUAAGCAACAAUAAGGCAGUUGAUGAUCUUCAAUGUCCGGAGUGCAAAGGAGGUUAUUGUAUCGAGAUAAAGGAAUCUCCUCCCAAGGAAAUUUUGGAUGAAGAAGCGAAACCGAGUGUUAGUGGUGUUGCUACUAAGAACGUUUUAGCUGGCGUUCCUGAAGAUUCGAAUCAACCUGUGCCGGGGACAUCGGGCUUAGCAACUUUUUUGCAAGACAGCGGAUCUAAACAAAGUAUAGUCUUGCUGGAUGGACGCGUGUCAUCAUUCAAAAACAAACUGAGAUCGACAAACUCCUUGAAUGAUUCCUCCUCAUGCUCUCGGAUUUCCCAACCCAGUAGCUGUGAUUCUAAUCGAAGCGUAGCCGGUAGCACCAAUUCCGAACGCGAUCGGGACAUGGAUCUACUAGGCAAUGAAAGUGAUAUAGAAAUUCUCAGCAAUCCUAGUCAGAGUAGCAUCGAAGUGUUGGAUCGGGGAUGUUACCCGAGCAGAAAACAUUCCGAAGAAAGAAAACUUCUUCUGAUGGACGACGAAGAAACGGUGAACGAUGAAAAUUUUAAUAUAUCCAACACAUUGAUCAAUCAGGAGACAUCCACUCAUGAUCUCAUGACCAAGGUAUCGGAUACUUUUAAUAAGAUAAUCAAAAUUGAAGAUGCUCCCACGCUAACGGAAUCAAGCCAUAAAGAAGUCAUGACAGGUUCUAAAGCUGGUCUGCAACACAAAAAGUCUUUUCUAUCGGCUGCGAAUCUUACUGAGAGCAGUUCAUCGGGAUCAGUUACGGACAGCGUAUGCACAGCUUAUGAAUCUAAUCAAGAUCAAAAGACUAAUGCGUCAGCCGGAGAAUCAAACGUUCAGAAGGUGCGACAAGAAACACAAGCGAAUAAAAAUAUCUCUAUUAGUUCUCCUGUAGCUAAAUCGGAAAACUCGGUAAUCGGCACUAUGCUCGGUGGUCUGUUUCAAUCUACCAAUAUGCUAAUGUCCAAGGCACCCAAACUCAACAAAACUGAUUCGUCUCUCAAGAUCGCCUUCGAACCGAUGCGGUAUUCGUACACCGAUUAUGCCAAUGUUGACCACAGGCUGAAAUUGUACUUGUAUCAGAAUCUGUUUGAAGACGCCAAUGAAUCACUCAAAUGGUUGGUUUCCUGUGUGGUUUUCGAUGAUAACCAAGUCGACGAAUGGCCAGCAGGUUUCGAUGGAUUUUUCAUUAUGUCUACCACCAAAUUUUACGUUAUGAAAAAAGUUGCUGCAGAGAACGACGAUCCUUCGACAUGGAUGAAAAAGUACCUAGCCGGUACAAUCGAUCGAGUUGGGAUCGCUCAAGUGCUUCCAUGGAAAAUAGGCAUGAAGUUCGUAAUAAGCGCAGUCGGUGGGAUUCACAUAAUUCUACAGGAUAUUUUGAGAACCGACAGUCUCAUUUUAUUCUUUGCGGAUAAUCCUCUCCCGGAAUAUUGUACAUUUGACUAUCAGCCAUCGGAGGUACUUACCGGUAAGCUUAGUAAAGCGACAAAAAGCGAAACUGUAAAGCUUAUGACGGUUAUAAACUUCUGUGAGGUUUUAUCAGACGAGGUAUUACAGAGUUUACAGCUGGCCACACUUUUGCUGACCGAUAAUAAUCUGUAUCUCGCGCCGGAUAUAAAGUGGCUCAACGAAAGCAGCAAACAUCAAAUAGAAUCGAAAUAUACCCAACUGAUGACGAAUCUUGUUGAGCUGGAGGACGUCAACAGUAUGUCCUGUCGCUUAAAUUUCAUGGACGAGCAAGAGGACAAGUACGAAACCUGGCGCAUUGAUUUUGCCACAGCUACCGCCAAAGAAAGCGCCGUCACCACUAUUUGUCAUUCGUGGGAAAAAAUCUUCGGAGUGCCUUUGAUUAGCAGUAAGAGUCAAAGUACCAGCAAUAAUAACAAUAGUAACUAGAGAUAAAAAAAAACUUGUCUUCCUGAUGCUAAUCGACAGGAACUAAAUUAAGCGACAGGACAAAACGAAAAUAUUUGAUAGAGUCGUCCCCCGUCCACCGUUGUGGUCUACAAAUGCGAGAACCUAGCUAGCAUGAUAGGUUUUGGAAUUAUUUCCUAGGAACCAUUAGUAAAUUUUGUGUUAGAUGUCCUUUCAUUUGUUUUUAAAGUGAUAUUAGACUAUUUGUAAUGAUUGUGUUUUACCAUUUUAGUGUUAGCGAUUGUGACGAGUGGUAUUUAUUAUUGAGCUUGUAACUGAAGCUAUAUUCUAUUUUAGAAGACAUUCAAGAAAUGUGAUCUAAUCGGCAUAUUGUAUUAUUAUUGUGUAAAAAAUAUAAAAAAAAAACAUUAAACGUA
Uranotaenia lowii is the source of this 4658-nucleotide messenger RNA. RefSeq lists its product as uncharacterized. Lineage: Eukaryota; Metazoa; Arthropoda; Insecta; Diptera; Culicidae. The transcript is spliced from 14 exons. The record is from RefSeq and is a predicted model, not a curated record. Gene Ontology annotation, molecular function: protein binding. Gene Ontology annotation, cellular component: cytoplasm. Bases 208 to 4263 code for a protein of 1351 amino acids.